AUGGACGCCAUGAUAAGCGUGCUUCGCGGUUGUCUCCUCAAGGGUGAGGGAAGUCACCCUCGAAAAUCGAAGACGGAAUUUGACCGAGAUCAAGUGGUCGCAACAAGAACAUUACGAUACAUUCAUAUUCAACGCUUCAAGGGCGCACUGGAAGGGAAAGUCAAUUUUGAGGCGGAUGCCAAAGACAAUCUUUGUAGCAUUGGCAACAUAUGGGUCGACUUCACGCUAGAAACUGUACCUCCUGGCCCAUAUGCGCAAACAGAUGGUCGAUGUUGA
Molecule: messenger RNA, 276 nt
Organism: Parastagonospora nodorum SN15
Lineage: Eukaryota; Fungi; Ascomycota; Dothideomycetes; Pleosporales; Phaeosphaeriaceae
Exons: 2
Coding region: 1-276 (91 amino acids)
Source: RefSeq, a predicted model, not a curated record